Messenger RNA from Cooperia oncophora, 1050 nucleotides. NCBI's taxonomy places the organism in Eukaryota, Metazoa, Nematoda, Chromadorea, Rhabditida, Trichostrongylidae. The record is from the annotation of a GenBank genome assembly.
AUGCUAAGUUGUCGUCCCAGGAAUAUUUCCGUGUACAAUCUAUGUUCAUUUAUUAUAUUUCAGUCUUCAUCUUUGAAUCUCCUCGAAAAGUUUCCACUGGUCUGCAAAAACUAUGCAGAAGCGAAUAAGGCUCUAGGAGACAUCAUCAAGGCCUCGAUCCAGAUUCCGUAUCUCAAUACAGUCAUUAUUGGGAGGAAACACUCUUCAUCUUUGAAUCUCCUCGAAAAGUUUCCACUGGUCUGCAAAAACUAUGCAGAAGCGAAUAAGGCUCUAGGAGACAUCAUCAAGGUGGCCCCAUCAUCGAAAGUCGUUGGUGAUUUGGCGCUAUUCAUGACUCAACAUGGCAUCAGUUCGAGUGAAGAACUGGAGAAAAACGCCGAAAAGUAUCCACUACCAAAAAGUGUCCAGGACUUUUUUGAGGGAAAACUGGGACAACCCACCUACGGCUUUCCUAAAACCUUGCAAGAAAAGGUCCUUCGGGGGAAGAAGCCAAUCACAGGACGCCCAGGAGCAUCCCUGAAGUCGAUAGAUCUCCACCACGAAAAGAGAUGUCUCGAACACAAACAUCAACAACAUUUCAGUGAUCGCGUCGCUAUGUCAUCCAUUUUGUUCCCGGAGGAGUUCGAUAGAAUGAUCAAAUUCCGCGACAAAUACGGUCCAGUUGAACUACUGCCAACGGACGUGUUUUUCGCAGGACCUGAGCACCAUCAGGAACUUGAAAUCGAAGUGGACUAUGGGAAAGUAUUGUACCUUCGUCUAACCAGUGUCGGAGAAAUGGAUGACACAGGACGUCGUCAAGUCCAUUUCGACUAUAAUGGUCAAGAACGUAGUAUAUUCGUCAACGAUAGGGAGUAUGCUGAGAGCAAACGAGAACGAGCCAAAGCUGAGGACGGUAACCUGAUGCAUCACGGAGCUCCAAUGAAGGGGAAGAUUGUAAAGAUCAAAGUGCAAAUGGGUGAAAAAGUUUCGCAGAAUCAGGAUCUUUUCGUAUUAUCAGCGAUGAAAAUGGAAAUAGCGAAGACAAGCAACGUCUGCUCUCUUUCUUCAUAG